AUGCGCUUUGAAACUUUCAAAGAAGCAAAGGACUUCUACAACGUCUAUGCAAAGCACGCGGGUUUUGCUAUCAGGGAAGGCUCAAAGUUUAAGACUAGAGCCUACCUUUAUUGCACGUGCUAUGGAGUCUAUGAGUUGAAGGUGUCAGAAGCAAAUAGACAGCAGAACAAGACGACAUCCAGGACUAACUGCGGGGCUAAAAUGAGGCUGAAGAGGGAAAAUGAUGGAACACUUGUCGUAAAAGAGAUAGUCUGGGAACACAACCACAGGCUACAGCUCACCCCCCAAAUGCUUGUCUUCUUGCACUCCCACAAAAAAUUUGACAAAACAAUCUUGGAGUACGUCAAGUACAUGCAGUUCAAAGGCAUUGAACACACGCAAAUCAUGAGCAUACUGGGUAGCGAUGACCCCGGUAGCUACUUCCCCGAAAUGAAUGCCAAAGACCUGAUUAACCUCAAAGCAAAGAAUUCAAGGAUAGAUGAUGUGGACGAUGUCCUAAAGAUUGUCAACUUCUUUAGGGAGAUGAAAGCUAUAAACAGGGAACUCUUCUGUGACAUGCAACUCGAUGAGUCCGACAGAGUUAAGAACAUAUUCUGGGCGAAUGCAAGCUGCCGAGGGGCCUAUCAGGACUUUGGUGACUGCAUAACGUUUGACACCACAUAUAAGACCAACAAGUACCAUAUGCCACUUGGGGUGUUUGUCGAUAUUAACAACCACUUACAGACUACAUUCUUUGGUUUCACCCUGAUAAGAGAUGAGGAUGCAGAUUCAUUCAGAUGGAUGUUCAAGACAUUUUUAAGGUGCAUGAGAGGGAAGGCUCCUACAUGCAUCCUCACAGACAAGUGCCCGGCAAUGGCUUUGGCGAUCCCAGAUGCUUUCAAGAACACAGUACACAAGCUGUGCUGCUGGCACAUUAUAAAGAAGUACAGGGAACACCUCGCAUACCUGUACUACCUGUACAAAGAUUUUAAGGAUGAAUUCACAUCAAUCCUCAACUGGCCCCUCAUGCCAACUGAGUUUGAGGCUGCCUGGAAAAGACUCAUGGAUAAGUACAACCUCCGUGAUGAUGCCACGAUGGUGGCCAUGUGGAACGAGCGUGAGAGAUGGAUAUCAGCCUACUUCAAAGAAAUUUUCUGCGCCAAAAUGACAUCCACACAACGAAGUGAGAGCAUGAACUAUGUGCUUAAGAAGAACUUCAUAAGUGAGAGACAAAACCUACACCGGUUUGUCAGCCAGGUAAACUCCUGCGUCAAAACCAGGAGGCAGACAGAGAACCAGGAGACAAUGGGUAACAGGGUAUAG
This is a messenger RNA of Aegilops tauschii subsp. strangulata, 1302 nucleotides long. Lineage: Eukaryota; Viridiplantae; Streptophyta; Magnoliopsida; Poales; Poaceae. The record is from RefSeq and is a predicted model, not a curated record.